CCCCAGAGCUGGUGGCGAGGGGUCCUUCCUGUCUCUCGGCGCUCCCGGCGCCUGCGCCGCGCGGGUGACUUUGAGGGCAGCGAUGCUGAGCAAGCUGGUGGGGCCGCGCUACGUCCAGCUCCUCCAGAACUGGACUCCCACCCUUGUUACCUGGGGUGCUGUGGGUGGCACUGGUUUGAUAUGGGUUACAGACUGGAAGCUGGUCCUUCAGUAUGUCCCCUACAUCGGUGGCAAGUUUAAAACUGAAGAGUAAGCUUUGCUCUGAAGGGAACUGAGUGCUGGAUAGAGGGUUUUGGAGCCAUCCGUCCGCUGAGAGCCUACCUUGAGGUGAACUCGGAAUGCCCAGGACAGAUCCUGUCAUGGUGUCCUUCCCUAUCCCACAAACUGCUUGGUUGUGAGCAACUUGACUUUCACUGACUGACCUGCCUCUUCCUCCGCUCACCAUCACAGUCGAUCUUGUCCUUAUGGGAGG
Molecule: messenger RNA, 472 nt
Organism: Cuculus canorus (common cuckoo)
Lineage: Eukaryota; Metazoa; Chordata; Aves; Cuculiformes; Cuculidae
Product: cytochrome b-c1 complex subunit 10
Exons: 3
Coding region: 83-253 (56 amino acids)
Biological process (GO): mitochondrial electron transport, ubiquinol to cytochrome c
Cellular component (GO): mitochondrial inner membrane
Source: RefSeq, a predicted model, not a curated record